Delphinapterus leucas (beluga whale) is the source of this 4575-nucleotide messenger RNA. Lineage: Eukaryota; Metazoa; Chordata; Mammalia; Artiodactyla; Monodontidae. The record is from RefSeq and is a predicted model, not a curated record.
GAGCAUGGGCUACUGCACCUUCGGGGGGAGUGUGCAGAGGGUCAGGGAGGCCAGCUUUUGUGGUGGGCAGUCAGGCCAGCAUGUCGGAUGGGGUGGGCAGUGGCCCAAGCACUGGGGGGCUGGGGUGGGAGUGUUCCCUUGUGCUGGUCUGGGUCCCUGAGCUGCAGACUGCAUCCCUGCCUGUGAGCCCCUCCCGGGGCAGCAGCUGGGCGUCACUUCCCGAUGGUUCUGACCCUGUCUUCUCCAGGGUCCCUGAUACCCAGCACUGCUCCUCCUGCCUGUUGGUGGGCCUCCCCCACCUGUACUUUAUCCGGGUGGCCUGAAGUGUAUCACGGAGGGGAAUAGGCCUGGGGGAGUGGCCAGCACCUGUGCAGCUGGAUCAGGCCUGGGCAGGACCAGCCGGGGCCUGAGCUGCAGUGGGGGUUGUCUGAGAUCACGGCCCAGGCAGCCCUGAGUUGGUCGUGCACAGGGAAUGGGGAGGUCAGCAUGCAGGGCAGUCCCCGGCAGGACCCCUGGGAGCACCGAGGGGCUGAGAGGCACACACAGCAUCCUGUUAAUCGUGCUCGGGAGGACUGAGGGGUGUAUGGCGGUCAGGCAGGUGGCCAGGGCUGGUGAUGGGAGCUCCCUGGGACAGAGAGGAAGUGGGGCUUGGGGACCCGGUUGCCAGGCCUUAGGGCCCAGGCUGAGGCCGAGCUCUGCUCCUUCCAGGUCCCCGUGGCCCACUGCUUCGGCCCCCGGGGGCUCUACAAGCGCAGGUUCUGCGCCGUGUGCCGAAAGGGCCUGGAGGCGCCCGGGGUUCGCUGCGAAGUGUGUGAGCUGCACGUUCACCCCGACUGUGUGCCCUUCGCCUGCAGCGACUGCCGCCAGUGCCACCAGGACGGGCACCGGGACCACGACACGCACCUCCACCACUGGCGCGAGGGAAACCUGCCUUCGGGCGCGCGCUGCGAGGUCUGCCGGAAGACUUGCUGCUCGUCCGACGUGCUGGCCGGCGUGCGCUGCGAGUGGUGCGGCGUCCAGGACCCCAGGCUCGAGCCCGCGCCCUCUCCCCCAGGCCCACUCGGUCUGCUCCGCGGCUCUCGCCCCCGAGUGCACUUUCGGGCGCCUGCGCACCAUGGUCCUGCCGCCGGCGUGCGUGCGCCUGCUGUCCCGCAACUUCAGCAAGAUGCACUGCUUUCGGAUUUCCGAGAGCACGGCCCCUGAGCCCGGGGAGGGAGAAGACAGCGUGGACGGAAGCGCCCCCGCCGGCCCAGGGAGAGAGGUGAUGGCACUAGAGUCCAGCAAGCAGACUCUGAAGAUCUUUGAUGGCAACGACGCAGUGCAGCGAAACCACUUUCGUGCCAUCACCGUCCCCCGCCUGGCCAAGAGUCAGGAGGUGCUGGAGGUGGCGCUGCGGGCCUACUACAUCACGGAGGACCCUCAGGGCUUCCAGCUGCAGGCGCUCCCUGCACCCGCUCUGGCUGGCAACACCGGGGCCUCGGGAAAGGCCUGGAGCGGUGGGACCACCGAGGAGGAGGGCAGUAGAGGCCCAGGGGCCCGAGACGCUCCCAGCAUCACUCGCGUUCCCGAGGCCUGGAUCAUUCGCGCUCUGCCCCGCACCCAGGAGGUCCUGAAGAUCUACCCUGCCUGGCUCAAGGUGGGUGUGGCCUACGUGUCCCUGCGUGUGACUCCGCAGAGCACUGCCCGGACUGUGGUGCUGGAGGUCCUCCCGCUGCUUGGACGCCAGGCCGAGGGGCUGAAGAGCUUCCAGCUGGUGGAGGUACUCAUGGGCAGCAGGCAAGUCCAGCGCACGGUGCUGGCGGACGAGGAGCCCUUGCUCGACCGGCUUCGUGAGAUCCGGCAGACGUCCCUGCGGCAGAUGAGCCAGACGCGGUUCUAUGUGGCUGAGAGCAGAGUGGUGGCCCCACGCGUCUCUCUGUUCGUGGGUGGCCUGCCCCCUGGCCGGUCCCCCCAGGAGUAUAGCAGUCUGCUGGACGAGGCUGUGGCCAGCAAAGCUGGCCUGGUGUCCGUGAGCCACGUCUACUCCGCACAAGGUGCCGUGGUGCUGGACGUGGCCUGCUUUGCGGAGGCCGAGCGGCUGUACAUGCUGGUCAGGGACACGGCUGUGCACGGCCGGCCGCUGACCGCCCUGGUGCUCCCGGAUGUGCUGCACCUGAAGUUGCCCCCACACUGCCGCCCCCUGCUGGUGUUUGUGAACCCCAGAAGCGGAGGCCUCAAGGGCCGCGAACUGCUCUGCAGUUUCCGGAAGCUGCUCAACCCCCACCAGGUCUUUGAGCUGACCAACGGGGGGCCGCUGCCCGGGUUCCACGUGUUCUCCCAGGUGCCCUGCUUCCGGGUGCUGGUGUGUGGUGGGGACGGCACCGUGGGCUGGGUGCUUGCCGCCCUGGAGGAGAUGCGGCACCGCCUGGCUUGCCCAGAGCCUGCCGUGGCCAUCCUGCCCCUGGGCACAGGGAAUGACCUUGGCCGGGUCCUCCGCUGGGGGGCGGGCUACAGUGGAGAGGACCCGUUCUCCGUGCUGGUGUCGGUGGACGAGGCGGACGCCGUGCUCGUGGACCGCUGGACCAUCCUCCUGGACGCUCAUGAGGCCGGCAGUGGGGAGGACAGCGCGGCAGACGCAGAGCCCCCCAAGAUCGUGCACAUGAGUAACUACUGUGGGAUUGGCAUCGACGCAGAGCUAAGCCUGGACUUCCACCAGGCACGAGAGGAAGAGCCCGGCAAGUUCACGAGCAGGUUCCACAACAAGGGCGUGUACGUGCGGGCUGGGCUGCAGAAGAUGAACCGCUCCCGCGGCCUGCACAGGGCCCUGCGGCUGCAGGCGGGGCGGCAGGAGGUGCAGCUGCCCAGCAUCGAGGGGCUCAUCUUCAUCAACAUCCCCAGCUGGGGCUCGGGGGCCGACCUGUGGGGCUCCGAAAGUGACUCGAGAUUCGAGAAGCCACGCAUGGACGACGGGCUGCUGGAGGUGGUGGGGGUGACGGGCGUCGUGCACAUGGGUCAGGUCCAGGGUGGGCUGCGCUCCGGCAUCCGCAUCGCCCAGGGGUCCUACUUCCGUGUCACCCUCCUCAAGGCCGCACCUGUGCAGGUGGACGGUGAGCCCUGGGUCCAGGCUCCCGGGCACAUGAUCAUCUCGGCCGCAGGCCCGAAGGUCCACAUGCUCAGGAAGGCCAAGCAGAAGCCCAGGAAGGCGGGGACCCCCAAGGAUGUGCGAGCAGAUGGGGCGCCUGCCCCUGAGGGGGACUCCAAGUAGAGGCGGGUCCUGGAGCAGCGCUCGCUGGUGGAUAUACUCGCCCACAGCCCUGCCCUUGGGUGUUUCCCUCUUGUCCCGUCCCCGUGCCACACACAACUGCUGGGUGGGUAGUGGGCACUUCUCUGGCCUUCGUCCCAGUGAUGGGUGGGCACGGGGCUCUCUGGGGCCCGGGCCACUGUCCUGGAGGGCACACACUCCUCCCCAGGUCCCUCUGCCACCUCUGACCCCUUCAGCCAGGCAGUGCGGUACCUCACCUCAUGCCCCUUGGGCUGUCCCCCUGGAUGCUCCUACAGGGCAACUGGCUCUCUGGACCCUGGGGUUGCCCAGCACAGACACGGGACACCCUGGCCACUAGCUCUUUGGCCUCACCUCUCCACCGAGGGCUGUCCUGGGGGACAUGCCUCUCCAGGCCCGGGUGGUGUCUGGCCGGCCCAGUCGGAACCUGGCUGGUGGCCCCGGAGUGACAGGCCUGGGAUGGGAGGGCCCCGAGGAGGCCAGGUGGUGCCCAGGAGGUAGCAGGAGCCUGGCUGGGGGCCCAAAGGAAGCGCGGAGGGCGUGCAGCGGGAGCGGCUUUAAUCAGCAAGGCCGACGCGGCACAUGACCAUCGCGGCGCUCGGCCUCCCAUUUGCCGACAGCACACGGGUGCCGUGCCCGCUGCUGGGCAGACGGGACUCGCAUGAUCUCCGUGCUUCUUCACGCGGAGACUUGGCGAAACAGGAUGCAAACGUGGCUGUCUGGUGGGCCACUCGCAGAGCCCCUACCACAGAGCCCCAGAGUCUAGCCAGCCCAGAGUCCCGACCUGGUCCCCAGAAGAGCCCGACCCCAGCUGCCUGGGAGCCCCCAAAGCCCCAGAGAAGGGUCCACAAGCCCCUCUCCUGAUCGCCUGGUCUCUUUGCCUUUGGCGCUGUCUUGCCACUGGGCCCUCGCACCCUGGGUGGUGGCCUUACCCUGACAUUCGGCCCCAACCUCGGACGUGGCCUGCCCAGCCCUGUACCCGCCACGCUCGUGCCAAAACUGUCCAGACACGUGCAUCGGAGCAGCCGUGGGUGGCGGCCCGUCCUCGCCACGCGCCUCUGGUAGCUGCUGUGUGUCCCCCAGGUCGGCGUCCCCGGGGGCGGCAUCAGCUUUUGCUUUGCGGGCCCCGUUGGUCAAUGUGGACCGUCUUGUAAAUUUUGGUUCAGGUGAACGUGUCCUCUGUGCGUGCGUGAGUGAGUCUGUGUGCCCGGAGGGGCUGUGUGGGCUCUGCACCGCCCCCCCCCCCCAUUUGUAACUUAUCACCUAAAGGUGACCGUAAUUUAUAUCUGGGACAAAUACAGUCUGGGCGUCCUGUC